This is a messenger RNA of Nematolebias whitei (Rio pearlfish), 1588 nucleotides long. Its product is annotated as G protein-activated inward rectifier potassium channel 1. The transcript is spliced from 3 exons. The record is from RefSeq and is a predicted model, not a curated record. Gene Ontology annotation, molecular function: G-protein activated inward rectifier potassium channel activity. Gene Ontology annotation, biological process: potassium ion import across plasma membrane; regulation of monoatomic ion transmembrane transport. NCBI's taxonomy places the organism in Eukaryota, Metazoa, Chordata, Actinopteri, Cyprinodontiformes, Rivulidae. Bases 1 to 1548 code for a protein of 515 amino acids. Gene Ontology annotation, cellular component: plasma membrane.
AUGGCGGCACUUCGCAGAAAAUUCGGAGAGGACUACCAGGUGGUCAACACGAACCGGGCCACCACGUUUUCCGCUCCGGUGAAGAAGAAGCGCCAGCGGUUCGUGGAGAAGAACGGCCGCUGCAACGUGCAGCACGGGAACCUGGGCGGGGAGACCAGCCGGUACCUCUCGGACCUCUUCACCACUCUGGUGGACCUGAAGUGGCGCUGGAACCUCCUCAUCUUCAUCCUGACCUACACCAUCGCGUGGCUCGUCAUGGCAUCCAUGUGGUGGAUCAUCGCGUACAUCCGGGGGGACCUCAACCACGGCCACGACGCGACCUACACCCCCUGCGUGGCCAACGUUUACAACUUCCCCUCCGCGUUCCUCUUCUUCAUCGAGACCGAGGCCACCAUCGGGUACGGCCACCGGUACAUCACGGAGAAGUGUCCAGAGGGGAUCAUCCUCUUCCUGUUCCAGUCGCUGCUGGGCUCCAUCGUGGACGCCUUCCUGAUCGGCUGCAUGUUCAUCAAAAUGUCCCAGCCCAAGAAACGCGCCGAGACGCUCAUGUUCAGCCAGGACGCCGUGAUUUCCCAGCGAGACGGAAAGCUGUGCCUCAUGUUCCGCGUGGGCAACCUGCGCAACAGCCACAUGGUGUCCGCGCAGAUCCGCUGCAAGCUCAUCAAGUCUCGUCAGACGCCCGAAGGCGAGUUCCUGCCUCUGGACCAGUGCGAGUUGGACGUGGGUUUUGGGACGGGUGCAGACCAGCUGUUCCUGGUGUCGCCGCUCACCAUUUGCCACGAGAUUAAUCCCAAGAGCCCGUUUUUCGACUUGUCGCAGCGCUCCCUCUCCAACGAACAGUUUGAGAUCGUCGUCAUCCUCGAGGGAAUUGUGGAGACGACGGGUAUGACGUGCCAGGCACGGACAUCGUACACCGAGGAUGAGGUUUUAUGGGGCCAUCGUUUCCUGCCUGUCAUGUCCCUGGAGGAAGGCUUUUUCAGGGUGGACUACUCCCAGUUCCACAGCACGUUUGAGGUGCCGACACCCCCGUACAGCGUCAAAGAGCUGGAGGAGAAGAACUCAUUGCCCUCACCUCUGUCCACCCCCACCCCUGCACUGACUGAGGGCCACGGUGCCCGGCGUAACCGGGUGUUUUCUGUGGAUUGCAUCAACACUUCAGAAGAUAAAGGCCGUCAGGGAAGAACUGGAGGUCGACUGCCGAGCAAGCUGCAGAGGAUGAGUUCAUCCGGGAAGGAGGACCUGCAGAGGAAGGUGCUGCUGCUCAGCUCACAGCACUCGGAGAAGGCCUGCAGCACGGGGGACCUCCCCCUGAAGCUGCAGAGGCUCAGCUCCUCACCCAGUCCCGGGGCGCAGAACCGCCUGCAGCUCAAGUCCCUGAAGGUGGGCUUUGAGCCCAUGACGCAGUCAACCGGAGACCUGUAUCAGCGCAGCACGCCAACGACUACACCACCAACUCCGGUUCCUAUGCACAGUCCUCUCCUUUCAGCCGGGGGGAGGCUGGAGGACAAUCUUCCCCCCAAGCUUCGGAAAAUGAAUGCAGACCGCUAAAAUCCAAACAAGGGACAAACACUCACACAAAGAGCCACAU